GCGCAGAAGAGGCUGCGCAUAAUUUUUGGCUGUAAUGGUGAAGUGAAUUCUCUCUGAAUCAAGGGCUGUGGAGGGUUUUAUAUCCACGAACAUCGCCCAGUUUCUAGGUCUGGUUUCUUUCCAGAGCCGCUUAAGUGAACUGGAAUCAUUUUUUAACACAUAAAUAUGUGAUAAUUUCCGAUGAAUAUGAAACUACAGAGAGUUUACACUGAACAUUAAAGCGAAUAUGUGAACAAGAAGCAAGCGGGUCAAGUUUUGUUUUCAGUUAUGUGGGACAAUAUCCCUACACAGCGAGCGUUACCGCUUCAAAGCUCAGAAACCGUGUGCAAGGAGAGCUAAACGCCUGUCUAGGCUGUGAUAUCGAACAAGGAUAAACAAUCUAAAACAAGGACAGCCUGUAUUUUUCUGCUUUCUUUUUGUCGAGGGACGCUAGCUUAGCUAAAGCUAGCCGAGAGGCGCGAGCUCAAUGAGCUGCUCGAGGCACCCUGGAAACGAUCAGUGAUGCUGUCGUGAAGGACAAUAUCGUUAAAUAUUUUUUUGUUGUUGUUGGGUUUGUAUACUCUUGGAUAUAUUUCGACGCGAUUCGGAGAAGCCACGGGACCGGGGAUGACUUGUGGAUAACCUCUGCGCAUUAAAUCGAGUGCGCAUCUUUGUUUUGCUUCACUCGGACUCUCCCGUCUGGCAAGAUUUCACACUUUUACCCAACACUGAGCGGUUUGUGCUGUUCAUGUGCUGUCUUGACCACUUAGGUCCGCGUCUCCGGAGGACAGAGGUAUGCCUGGAUCAGACCGCCUGCAUGGGACCAAGAGGAAGGCUGAAUCGCUCUACCAUCAUCAGCUGCAGGCGGCCGGCGGCGGGGAAGGUCAGCCCGUACACGCGGGUUCCGGGAGGCAUCCCAGCAAGACGACGAGCUCGGUCGCUUCUUCCAAGCACAAACGAAACAAGUCCAAACACGAGGCCGAAACCGGCUCCGCAUGCGCUGCCGCCGCGCCUCCAGCAGCGGGCGCCAUCAAGCCUCUGGUGGAGUACGACGACAUCAGCUCCGACUCGGACACGUUUCUGGACUCCCCUGCCACCGGGAAACCGGCGGAGGGCAGGGACGCUGAACGCAUAGAGCGGUCGGACUACGAUGAGGCAGGUGCGAAAGAGAACAGAACUCAUAAACACAAGCGCUCCCGGAAGAAGUCCAAAGACCCAUAUUCGGUCAGGGAUUCUGCGGAGGUGGCAGAAAGUAGCGGCGGUAAGAAGAGCAGUAAGGACCGGGACAGAGCGAGUAAAGAGAGCCGGAAGAAGGCUAAGGACAAGACUAGCUCCGCAGCGUGCCUUGCAUCCACAUCCAGACGUUCAGGUGAGUCAGGAAGCAAAAGGUCCGGCGACUCUCUCUCAUCAGGCGUGGUGCAGUCCGCUGUCAGUCUGGGCAGCAGCGCCUCCUCCGCCUCUUCCUCCAUCAGUAAGGAAAGUGGCCGCUCGUCAAAAUCUCGCAAAGACAAGCGGAGGAGCGAGGAGUAUGAGGAGGAGCGGAGCCAUCGGAAGGCCGCCAAAAGCCACAAAGGGAAGGAUCCGUCCAGGAGACUCGGAGCGGACAGUCCUUCCACUGCGGAACUCGAGAACAGCUAUUCCUCCAAGCGCAGUCCGUACAGGGAGCCUCCCAGGCGGAGCAGACAGAGAUCCGAGAGCCCCUAUCGGAGGAGGAGGUCUUCAAGCCCCGAGAAGGAUGGAAGUCCGUAUGUGAGCAGAAAACACUCACCUGGCAGUCCUUACGGAAACCGACGCUCAUCCAGCACUAGUCCAGUGUCCAGGCCUUCUGUUCGUUCUCGGAGCCGUUCUCCUCACUACUCCUCCUCUCGCCGCUCCUCGUCACGUUCUCGCACUAAGAAACAUUCAUUAUAUUCUGGUGGAGCCAGCAGAGGCUCCUCCCACAGCAGUCGACCAGGCAGCCGCUCCCCUUCAUCUUCACGUUUGCCGAUCACCUCAAGCCUGGGGGCCGAGCUAACACGAAAAAAGAAGGAACGUCAGGCGGCCGCCGCCAAAAACUCCCCCUCCCUCCGCCCCAACACUUCUAACAUCUCAAAUGCGCCGGUGAAAAACACUGAGGCACCGCUGCCACUAGAGACGGCACCGCCCCCAGAGCCUCAAAGACCGCCCUCCCCACCUCCAAAUACUGUUGCGGUGGAGGAGCCCACUGUGGUUCCUCCGCCACCUCUCCCAUUAUCCAGUCCACCUCCGCUACCCCUCUCAUCUCCUCCACCUCUCCCGGCAAACUCUCCUCCUCCCCUUCCUCUCUCAUCCCCUCCACCUCUUCCUCUGAACAGCCCUCCACCUGCUCCUCCACCCUCAGCACCUGCUACACCUGCUGCUUCUCGCACGAAAAGCCCCAAACAGAAACAUACGCAAAGUCCCGCACAACUGAUAAAGACCUCCACACUUCCACCUCUUCCCCUGCCGCCAGUUCUUCUGGGAGACUGCAGAGACAGUCCAAAAAAGAGCGGUCCUUUCCAGAAGUCAUCACGAAAGGACAGGGAGAAAGAGAAGGAAAAGGAAAAAGAAAUCAGGACACGCCUUCUCAGUGAGUUGCCCCUCCCUCCAGUUCUUCCUGGAGGAGACCACUCCCCUCCACAGUCCCCUGCUCGAGAAUCCCCACUGCUUCUGCAACCAACCUUCAAGAAGAGACCAAAGAUUUGCUGUCCUAGAUAUGGAGAGAGAAAGCAGACUCAAAUUGACUGGGGCAAGCGCUGUGUGGAUAAGUUUGACAUCAUCGGCAUCAUUGGAGAGGGAACCUACGGUCAAGUGUACAAGGCAAAGGACAAAGACACAGGAGAGCUGGUGGCAUUGAAGAAGGUGAGAUUGGAUAACGAAAAGGAGGGUUUCCCCAUCACGGCCAUCAGAGAGAUCAAGAUCCUGAGACAACUCAACCAUCGCAGCGUCGUCAACAUGAAAGAAAUUGUCACUGAUAAACAAGACGCACUUGACUUCAAAAAGGAUAAAGGUGCAUUUUACCUGGUUUUUGAGUACAUGGACCAUGACUUGAUGGGGCUGCUGGAAUCGGGGCUGGUGUCUUUUUCCCAGGAGCACGUGCAGAGCUUCAUGCGUCAGCUGAUGGAGGGAUUAGAUUAUUGCCACAAAAAGAACUUUCUACACCGAGACAUCAAGUGCUCCAACAUCCUGCUAAAUAACAGUGGUCAGAUCAAACUUGCCGACUUCGGUUUGGCUCGUCUUUAUAACUCUGAGGAAAGUCGGCCGUACACUAAUAAGGUGAUCACACUGUGGUACCGCCCUCCUGAGCUGCUACUGGGAGAGGAGAGAUACUCACCUGCUAUUGAUGUCUGGAGUUGUGGGUGUAUUUUGGGAGAACUCUUCACGAAGAAACCAAUUUUCCAGGCCAACCAAGAGCUUCUGCAGCUUGAGCUGAUCAGUCGUUUGUGUGGUAGUCCGUGUCCUGCUGCUUGGCCAGAUGUAAUAAAGCUGCCGUACUUUAAUACCAUGAGACCCAAGAAACAGUACAGACGACGCUUACGGGAGGAAUUCGCUUUUCUGCCCACCUUUGCUCUCGACCUGCUGGACCACAUGUUGACGCUGGACCCCUCGAGACGCUGCACGGCCGAACAGGCCCUCGCGAGCCAGUUUCUGUGUGAUGUGGAGCCCAACAGGAUGUCGCCACCUGAUUUGCCUCAUUGGCAAGACUGUCAUGAGCUCUGGAGCAAGAAGCGGCGGCGGCAGAGGCAAAGCGGAGUAUCCGAGGAUUUCCCUGUUGCCAAAGUUCCCCGAAAGGAACCUGCAGGACCUUCAGGAGGGGAGAACAGCCGCCCACCGCCGAGCCCACCCCCACCACCCUCAUCUGCCCAUCCUGCACCGGCGAACAUCACAGCCACUGAGCUGGAAGGUUUGGGAGCUGCAGCAGAGCAGUUGAACCAGACCGAGCUGGCGGUGCUGCUGAACCUGCUGCAGGGUCAAACAGACAAUCUAAGCAUCCCGCAGAUGGCGGAGUAUCUCCGCAGCUCAUCCUCUGAAGCCUCCACCUCAGUGCUCUCCAGAACACCCGCCGCCCUCUCCACCCCUGAACCGGACGCGGCGCAGCAGCUCGAACUGCUUAGUCAUCUCUCCACCUUAAUCCAGUCCUCUAGCGUCCCGCAGCCAGCAGAACUCCCGCAGGAAGACCAGGCCGGCCUGCUCACGCUCCUAUUGGAGCAGCUGAUAAAGGCCCCAGCACCAGGGGCGGAGCAGGCGGAUGAAAGCAACGGAGUCCGGCAGGAUGAUGAUUCUGCAUUAGUAGAUCCAGAGGCAACAGGCUCAAAGUCUGACAUUACAUCAGAUGUAGCUACAACCCUGCUUCAGCUCAUCUCCCAGCAGGCCUCGGAGAGCAGACAUCCUGCUACAGACCUGUGCCCUGGAGGUGGACCCUCCUCUCCCCCGAGCGCCACCUCACCUCCGACUUCCUCUUACGCCCCCUCGCCUGCCGCGGACCUGCCAAACGCUGCUCCCGAAACUCAGUUCACCCAGGACCAAGACUUGCGGUACACCCUGGGAGGAGCCGCCGGCCCUUCCUGAACCCUUCCGCUGAUCUUUUUGUUCAUUGACAUUUUUCACUUAAUGUGCUUUAGCCGUUAAACUUCUGUUUACCACAUAUUAAUAUAUUUCUUUCUCCCGUUAAAGGAAAAAGUGAAUGUUAAAGGAACUGUUCUUGAAUGCGAAUGGAUGAUGUUCAUCCCUCCCAGAGAUGUGUUUGGAGGCCGUCUUUUCCCGCUUCUCCACGACGGUCAGUGAGUUUUAGCCAUGUGCGAUUUCUUUGAGGGCUGCGUAAAUGUCUUAAAGCAAGCUACUUUCGUUCGUGCUGAUAUGUGUAAAGCAAGAGACUCGAUGCAGCUUGUGUUACUUCAUGUUUUCCAAUACAAAGGCACGAGGAGAACUUGAAGUCAUUUGCAGGACCUAAGUGAGGCCUUUGUUUUCAAAAGAUUUGUAAUAGCUUGUGCAUAAGAUGUGUUCUUAUUUAGAUUUUUUGUUGGGGGGAAAUGUAUGUCCUCAUCCAAAUGUUGUUUUCAGGAUGUUAAUUUAAAGCAAAAGCAUCUUCGGGAAGACACUGAACUGACUUGAAUUUUAGCGCCAGAAUUGCCCGUUUUGAUUUGACUACACAAAUGUACAUGUUGUAAACUGAUAAUAAAUGAAAAAUGUGGCUGAGUAA
This is a messenger RNA of Carassius gibelio (silver crucian carp), 5176 nucleotides long. RefSeq names its product cyclin-dependent kinase 12. Gene Ontology annotation, cellular component: cyclin/CDK positive transcription elongation factor complex; nucleus. Gene Ontology annotation, biological process: transcription elongation by RNA polymerase II; positive regulation of transcription elongation by RNA polymerase II; protein phosphorylation. The coding region runs from base 775 to 4545 and encodes 1256 amino acids. Lineage: Eukaryota; Metazoa; Chordata; Actinopteri; Cypriniformes; Cyprinidae. Gene Ontology annotation, molecular function: ATP binding; cyclin binding; cyclin-dependent protein serine/threonine kinase activity. The transcript is spliced from 14 exons. The record is from RefSeq and is a predicted model, not a curated record.